AUGUCGGACAAGUACGUUUAUUCAAUUGAGCCUGUGAAGGGUUUUGAACUUCUAUCCAAAAUGGCUCCGAAUUUGCCGAAGCAAGUGGAUCGGUAUAAUGGACGACACAUCAGUCUCAAUGAACGAUUCAGUAUUUAUGAACGAGGAUAUAUCAUCAAGAAUAUCGCUAAGGUCCCCGAAACAAAGUUCAGUGUAACCUUGACGUAUAACAAGAUUUUACCACGUGAGGCCACAAUUGCGAAAAUGAGAGCAAUGCAAGCGGCAAAUGAAAAAAGGACAAUGGCAAAGGAUGCCAAGAAAGACGCCGAAGCAAAG
Molecule: messenger RNA, 315 nt
Organism: Mesorhabditis belari
Lineage: Eukaryota; Metazoa; Nematoda; Chromadorea; Rhabditida; Rhabditidae
Source: the annotation of a GenBank genome assembly